AUAUAGUGUAAUAUUUCACAUAUUUGCUAGAAUUUGAUUUAGUUUGGGCCUUUUCCAUUUAAAGGGUUUUUGUGGCCGGAUUGCGCGAAAGGAACAGUGACAUAAGUGAAACAGAAAUUGAAAGAGUGCUUGAAAGUGAUUUCGCCUCUUGGUUCGAACAAUAUGUGAAAGAUCCAACUGUCUGUACUAAUCCGUUUAUUCUGAGUCUCGCAAAGGGACCGUGUAGAAAGGUCACCACAUAUAAGGGAUACUAUGUAAAUGGCUUCAAAUUUCUGACUCAGGAAUAUGGGCGGGAUCAACUUACAAUGAAUAGCGGUGUGUGCGUAAGGGGAACAGAAUAUGUUGAGGGUGAAAAUGACUUUUAUGGAGUGCUAACGGACAUAAUUGAGUUAGAGUAUCCAGCUCUACCAAUGAAGCAGACCGUCAUUUUCAAAUGCGAAUGGUUCGACCCUACGGAUACAGGCACAAACACUACCAAUCGAUACAACUUGGUAGAUGUUAAUCACAGACGCAGGUACAAUAAAUACGAACCGUUCAUUUUGGCAGAACAGGCUGACCAAGUUCACUACCUUCCAUAUCCAAGUAGAAAACGGGACAAAGUAAAUUGGUGGGCAGUUUGCAAAAUUAAGGCACGAUCAGAACUUGACAUGCCCGAUGCAAUUAUCCCGGCCUUUCAAGAUGACAUUGAAGAAAAUCCCCUUAUAGUUGAAACGGACGACAAUCCCACAAAUUUAGCUGACCUGAAUGAGGUGGCGGACGAAGAUGCGUUGCAAAUCCCUCCUGCUAAAGAUGAAGAAGAAGAAUUUCCGCCAUCCUCAUCAGACGAAGAUGAAGAACAACUUGACUGACGUAUUUGAUAUUUUUGCAGUUUUUGUUAGUUGUAUUCAUUUAUUAUUGUAAUGAAUUAGUUAUAUUAUUAAAUGUAUUAAUUAAUUUAAAUAUAUGAAAUUGUUAACAAUUAAAA
Molecule: messenger RNA, 964 nt
Organism: Mercurialis annua (annual mercury)
Lineage: Eukaryota; Viridiplantae; Streptophyta; Magnoliopsida; Malpighiales; Euphorbiaceae
Exons: 2
Coding region: 306-848 (180 amino acids)
Source: RefSeq, a predicted model, not a curated record